Messenger RNA from Triticum turgidum subsp. durum (durum wheat), 1197 nucleotides. The record is from the annotation of a GenBank genome assembly. Lineage: Eukaryota; Viridiplantae; Streptophyta; Magnoliopsida; Poales; Poaceae.
AUGGCCUCCAUGACUACCCCUCGGCUCCCCUUCCUCCCGGCCCGGACAUGCUCUGCCGCCGCCGCCUUCUCUUCGUUGUCCUCCUCCCCGUUACAAUGCUGCCCUGUUAAACGCACGAGCGUCACUAACGCCAACUCAGCCCCCCUCCUUUCUACCUCGCGGCCAGGGGCGCCCGCGGCGGACGGCGUAGGGGCCGCCGACCUCAACCGCCUCCGGGCCUCUGCUAUGCCUGUCGCGGACAGCCCUCUACCCGCCUACUGCAAUCCACAUGAGUUACCUCGGCCUCUCACUAGUGCGGCUCUAAUGGAGUCGAGCGGGGAGGGGCUCAAGGUUGCCUACCAGGGCUUCCCUGGAGCGUACAGCGAGUCCGCGGCAAAGAAGGCCUAUCCGCAUUGCCAGACGGUGCCAUGCGAGCACUUCGAUACUGCAUUUCAGGCUGUUGAAAACUGUACAGUUGAUAGGGCGGUAUUGUCACUUGAGAAUACUCUGGGCGGUAGUAUACAUCAGAACUAUGACCUCCUACUUCGUCAUGAGCUACACAUAGUUGGAGAUGUUCGCCUUGCAGUUCGGCAUUGCUUGUUAGCCAAUCGUGGAGUGAAGAUUGGAAACCUAAGAAGUGUCAUGAGCCAUCCCCAGGCUCUUGCGCAAUGUGAGCAUACACUGACAGAGUUAGGAAUUGAACAGAGACAAGCUGUUGAUGACACUGCUGGUGCAGCAAAGUUAGUUACAGAACAAAUGCUCCAAGAUACUGGUGCUGUUGCCAGUUCAUUAGCUGCAGAACUUUAUGGACUGGAUAUUCUUGCUGAAAAUAUUCAGGAUGAAAAAGAGAAUGUCACCCGUUUUAUGAUGCUUGCUCGGGAACCUAUUGUACCUCAGAUUGAUAAACCAUUCAAGACCAGCAUUGUGUUUUCACUUGAAGAUUGGAAACCUGCGCAGCUCCUCAAGGCACUUGCAAUUUUUGCAUUGAGGGACAUCAACCUCACCAAGAUAGAAAGCCGCCCACACAAGAAAAGGCCUUUUCGUGUAGCUGAUGAUACUUUCUCCACACCCGUCAAGUACUUCAACUACCACUUUUAUGUCGACCUUGAGGCAUCAAUGGCUGAUCCAAAAACUCUGAAAGCUCUUGGAAAUUUGGAGGAGUUUGCACCCUUUGUAAGAGUCCUGGGGAGCUAUCCUACAGACAUGAGUGAAGUUUGA